Molecule: messenger RNA, 642 nt
Organism: Penicillium angulare
Lineage: Eukaryota; Fungi; Ascomycota; Eurotiomycetes; Eurotiales; Aspergillaceae
Product: Alpha/Beta hydrolase protein
Exons: 2
Coding region: 1-642 (213 amino acids)
Molecular function (GO): hydrolase activity
Source: RefSeq, a predicted model, not a curated record
AUGACGUAUGGUCCGUAUGGGGAGGAUGUGCCAUACAAACAGUUUAAUCCGAAAAGUUUUUCCGGGGUGAAUCCAGCGCACCAAACAGAACAUUUUGUAUGGGAAACUCCAACUCCCCACUUCUGGACCGAACAGGGAUAUGUUGUUGCCCGAGCGGAUGAAAUUGGAAUCGGACAAUCCCCCGGCGUACUGCAUGUAAAGUCAGCAGCCGCAAUUGACGGAUUCUGCGAUCUCAUAGAAUGGGCCACUGAGCAGUCUUGGUCUACUGGGAAAGUAGGUCUCCUCGGCGUCAGCUAUUACGCCGCCACUCAAUGGCAAGUCGCAGCUCGACAACCAAAAGGCUUGGCGGCUAUUGUUCCUUGGGAAGGGUUUUCAGAUUCCUGUGGUGAGUCUUUGAGACAUGGUGGCAUAUUGUCGAACAAAUUCUUUGAUUUGUGGUAUGCGCGUCAGGUUACUCCAAAUCAAUAUGGACUUCCCGGGCGCGCGGCUCGUAAUUGGGGGCCUGACCCUGUAGAGGGUGACCUAACUUCUGAAGAAUUAGAGGCAAAUCGGCAAAAAGACGUUUUGAAUGAGCAGAGAUAUCGUGACGAUGAACAAUUGGCCAGCCUUAAUUUCAACCUCGAGAGAUAUACGAGGCGAUGA